Molecule: messenger RNA, 5235 nt
Organism: Platichthys flesus (European flounder)
Lineage: Eukaryota; Metazoa; Chordata; Actinopteri; Pleuronectiformes; Pleuronectidae
Gene: ap2b1
Product: adaptor related protein complex 2 subunit beta 1
Exons: 22
Coding region: 119-2980 (953 amino acids)
Biological process (GO): intracellular protein transport; vesicle-mediated transport
Cellular component (GO): clathrin adaptor complex; membrane coat
Molecular function (GO): clathrin binding
Source: RefSeq, a predicted model, not a curated record
AGAUUCUCCAUCUUCCUCCAACUGGGCAAAGGGACCAACCUGCGUCUUCCACCCGCGGUAGCUGCACAUUUCCCGGCUGAAAUACACUCCAUCAGUACAGACUUAAAGGACCACAACCAUGACGGACUCCAAAUAUUUCACAACGAACAAAAAAGGGGAGAUCUUUGAACUGAAGGCAGAGCUGAACAAUGAGAAGAAAGAAAAGAGAAAAGAGGCCGUGAAGAAGGUCAUUGCAGCCAUGACUGUUGGCAAGGAUGUCAGUUCCUUGUUUCCAGAUGUGGUGAACUGCAUGCAGACUGACAACCUGGAGCUGAAGAAGUUGGUUUACCUCUACUUAAUGAACUAUGCCAAGAGCCAACCUGACAUGGCCAUCAUGGCUGUCAACAGCUUUGUCAAGGACUGCGAGGACCCCAACCCUCUCAUCCGAGCUCUUGCCGUCCGCACCAUGGGCUGCAUCCGGGUGGACAAAAUCACAGAGUACCUGUGUGAGCCUCUGAGGAAAUGCCUGAAGGAUGAGGACCCUUACGUGAGGAAGACGGCAGCUGUGUGUGUCGCGAAACUUCAUGACAUCAAUGCCCAGAUGGUUGAGGACCAGGGCUUCCUGGACUCUCUGAGAGAUCUCAUCGCUGACUCAAAUCCCAUGGUUGUGGCCAAUGCAGUUGCUGCCCUGUCGGAGAUCAGUGAGUCUCACCCAAACAGCAACCUGCUGGAUCUCAAUCCCCAGAACAUAAACAAGCUCCUGACGGCCCUCAAUGAGUGCACAGAGUGGGGACAGAUCUUCAUCCUGGACUGUCUGUCCAACUAUAACCCCAAGGAUGAGCGUGAGGCCCAAAGCAUCUGUGAGCGUGUAACUCCCCGUCUGUCUCACGCCAACUCAGCCGUGGUGCUGUCAGCUGUCAAGGUGCUGAUGAAAUUCUUAGAGCUGCUGCCCAAGGACUCCGACUACUACAACACCUUGCUGAAGAAGCUGUCCCCACCACUGGUCACUUUGCUCUCCGGAGAGCCGGAGGUCCAGUAUGUGGCUCUGAGGAACAUCAACCUCAUUGUCCAGAAAAGGCCUGAGAUCCUGAAGCAGGAGAUAAAGGUGUUCUUUGUCAAAUACAACGACCCAAUCUAUGUGAAACUGGAGAAACUGGACAUCAUGAUCCGCUUAGCCUCUCAGGCCAACAUCGCCCAGGUGCUGGCUGAGCUGAAGGAAUACGCCACAGAGGUGGAUGUUGACUUUGUGCGCAAGGCUGUCCGAGCCAUCGGACGCUGUGCCAUAAAAGUAGAGCAAUCAGCGGAGCGCUGUGUCAGCACUCUGCUGGACCUGAUCCAGACGAAAGUCAACUACGUGGUUCAGGAGGCUAUUGUUGUCAUCAGAGACAUCUUUCGCAAGUACCCCAACAAGUAUGAAAGCAUCAUUGCCACUCUGUGUGAGAACCUGGACUCUCUGGACGAGCCUGACGCUCGUGCUGCCAUGAUCUGGAUCGUUGGAGAAUAUGCAGAGAGGAUCGACAACGCUGACGAGUUGCUAGAGAGCUUCCUCGAGGGUUUCCAUGACGAGAGCACUCAGGUCCAGCUCACUCUGCUGACUGCCAUUGUGAAGCUGUUCCUUAAGAAGCCAUCAGAGACCCAGGAGUUGGUCCAGCAGGUCCUCAGUCUGGCUACACAGGACUCUGACAACCCUGACCUGCGUGACAGGGGCUACAUUUAUUGGCGCCUUCUGUCCACCGACCCCGUGACCGCCAAGGAGGUAGUUUUGUCUGAAAAGCCCCUGAUCUCUGAGGAGACAGACCUGAUUGAGCCCACCCUGCUGGAUGAGCUCAUCUGCCACAUCGGCUCUCUGGCCUCCGUCUAUCACAAACCCCCUAGCGCCUUUGUGGAGGGCAGCCAUGGAGUCCACCGGAAACACCUUCCUGUCCAGCACAGCAGCAUUGAUACAGGUGAGAGCCCAGUGAGCAGUGGGCCGGCAGCUGCCAUGGACCAGACACAUGUGAUCCCCAGCCAGGGUGACCUGCUGGGUGACCUGCUCAACCUGGACCUGGGCCCUCCAGUCAAUGUGCCCCAAGUGUCCUCCAUGCAAAUGGGUGCAGUGGACCUGUUGGGAGGAGGCCUGGACAGCUUGCUGGGGGGAGACCUGGGCGGAGGUGUUGGGGGAAGUCCAGCAGUGGGACAGAACUUUAUUCCCUCGUCUGUCCCCAGCACUUUUGCUCCCUCACCUACACCAGCACCGCCGGCCGUCAGCAGCGGUCUCAACGACUUGUUUGAGAUUUCCACAGGCAUGGCCAACACCACCGGAGGCCACAUUGCUGCAAAAUCAGUGUGGCUGCCUGCAGUGAAAGCCAAGGGACUUGAGAUCUCUGGGACCUUCUCUCGCCGCCAGGGCCACAUGUACAUGGACAUGACCUUCACAAACAAGGCCCUGCAGCACAUGACCGACUUCGCUGUCCAGUUCAACAAGAACAGUUUUGGCGUUAUCCCUACCACUCCUCUUGCCGUCCACACUCCUCUGAUGCCCAGUCAGAGUAUUGAGGUCUCUCUGCCUCUUAAUACCAUCGGACCAGUCAUGAAGAUGGACCCACUCAAUAAUCUGCAGGUGGCUGUGAAGAACAACAUAGAUGUCUUCUACUUCAGCGUACUCAUCCCUCUCUACGUUUUCUUUGUCGAGGAUGGAAAAAUGGAGCGACAGGUGUUCCUAGCUACCUGGAAAGACAUCCCCAAUGAGAAUGAGCUCCAAUAUCAGAUAAAGGAGUGUCACCUAAAUGCAGACACAGUGUCGGGGAAGCUGCAGAGUAACAACAUCUACACCAUUGCCAAGAGAAACGUAGAAGGCCAGGACAUGCUGUACCAGUCCCUCAAGCUGACCAAUGGCAUCUGGAUCCUGGCUGAGCUCCGCAUUCAGCCUGGAAACCCCAACUACACGCUGUCGCUCAAGUGUCGGGCACCUGAGGUUUCUCAGUACGUCUACCUGAUGUAUGACUCCGUGCUGAAGAAUUGACCCGCUCCGUCAUUCAGCCACUCUGCUUCCUCCUGACAGUAAACAGCAGUGUUUUAUCAUUUUCUCUUACCUGCAGCUAACUGCCAAAACAAGGGAAUCCAAACAGUUUAUGACGCCGUGCACAUUUGGAAUAUUUUCCUUUGACCAUGCUGUGGUUCUGUAUACUGAACUGAGGUACAUUAUACUGUCGUUUCUCUUAUUUUGGCAGCUGAAAUCAUUGAUGAAUUCUCUUAAAUCAACUCCCCAUUUCCGUUUUUACCUCACAGUGGAUAAUUUGACGACCAUUCCAUCCUUAACUUAGUGUCUUAAUGUUGUGAAGAUUUGACUGAUGGUGAAACUUUCCCGAGUUGAACAAGAAAUCUCCCCUGUUUCCAUGGAGCCAUUGUAUUGAUUUUAUCUUAUAUGCUGCAGCUUCUUUUGCUUUGAUUUAUUUUUGAUACUGGCUUUACUUCAGUUGUACCCACAUAUUAAUAUCAGUGUUGAUUGUUUCCCCUCUUGCCAUUAAUGUGUGAAGGUUUGAGACCAGUAAUAAUAUUUCAGGAAACAUGGCUUAAAAUGACCUAUUACUUAUUUUGAAAUUAACAUUGAGCAGCAUUUGUAUUGCAGUUUCUCCUGUCAUGAAUUCAACACAGCUACUUGUAGUUAAUUAAAUUACUCACAGUUAUUGCAGCAUUUUAAAGGAAACAUUUUAACAUUUGAAUAUUGAAAAAUAUGAAACAUCAAUUGAAUAAUUGAAAAAGCUUUCAGUGGAGUUCUUAAAAGGUGAAAACAGAGAAUUGAAAGUAGGGCUGCACGAUAUAAGAAAAAAAACAACUUUAUGUGAUAACUUUGAAUAUCGCGACUUGCGAUACAUAAACAGUCCCUGACUACGGACACGGAGACCACGGACAACUCCACAGCCGAGAGAAGGCGCACAGCCCGGCCGCAGCGCCACCAAGUCCGGGGCAGACACCCAGGGAGCCAUGCACAGCUCCACUGUGUCACCCACAGUGAUCAUUUGGGAUCUUUUCUUACGUUUCAUACGCACUUUGAUAUCGUGGUGGCGAUACAUUUUCAAUAUAUCGUGCAGCCCUAAUUCAUGCCAGAGAUUACGUACUUAGCCAAGCACUUUACUGCUUCCCACAUGAAUUACUCAAACAAAAGUUUCAAACCGCAUGAAAAAAUAUUUGAUACAUUCAGUAAAGUGAGUGUAUCUGCAGGCUGUAGAACAGACAGACUAAAAAGUAACAUACGGUAAAUUUGUUUGUUUAAAUUCUAGACAAAAUUGCUCGGUUGCUGUUAUUUUCAUCGUAUAUGACUUUGCGUACUAGCUUUGAACCACUACACAAACCACAUCAGCUAAUGAUUAUAUGAUCACACACCAGUGCCACUCCAUUUUAAGAAUAGUUGCACAUUACAUUCAAAUAUAUUUUCUUCCUUGUAAGAGCCCUGUUUACUGCAACCACAUAGUUGUACACGGCUUUAUACACCUAUAUUGUCAUUCCUAUUUAUUGUGCAUCUACCUCUGCGUUAAUGUUGCAGUUGCUUCAGACCUGUUAUGUGCUUUAAAUGUUUUCAUUGUUUCUUUUGAUGCCAGUGUUGUUUUUUUUAAUCUUUCUGUUGUCAAGCCAGUCUAAACCUGUGUCGGCCAAACCAGUCUCACUGGACCAAGCAUUCAUGCAAGUUAAAAUGCCAAGUCAAUGUUCUACUACCCUAGUCUUAGUUAAUUUUCUAAUAUUGGCAGUGUGUGGGCUAUAGAGCCUUAAAGUGCAUACAAACUAAGACCUAGUUGCCCAAGUGCGGUGUAGUCCAGUGAUGGUGUAGUUAAUGUAGCUGAUCAAUUUAAAUGUUUUGGUAUUUCCAUGAAAAUGAAAUAAAGCCUGGCCUCUAUCUAUUCAACAGAAAAGGCUUUUAUUCUGGAAAAUCAGUUGUGUUGGUGACACUAUUUUCAUACAUAAUAAUAUAAAAACAAUAUGUUUAUGUGCCUGCAUGAGCUCACUGUCCAUUUUAUCUUUUUUUUUCAUUUAGGAUGUGGGUUUGCUUCGUUUAAAAUGUCACGUCUCUUUGGGAUCUUGUUUUAUUACAACACCAUUGUCUCUAUAGAACUCCCACAAAUAGAAGUAUAUCCAAAACUGUUUCCAGCAAUACAGAGUGUAUGGAGAGAGUUAUCGUAGAAUCGUAUGAAAUUGAAUAUUCCUCCCAUUCAUUGAUGUAACCCUGUUGUAAAUGGUUAUGGUCACAUUACCACAUCUAAUGUUAAUAAACUGUCAAACUCA